Molecule: messenger RNA, 3117 nt
Organism: Naumovozyma dairenensis CBS 421
Lineage: Eukaryota; Fungi; Ascomycota; Saccharomycetes; Saccharomycetales; Saccharomycetaceae
Gene: SAP185
Product: Sap185p
Exons: 1
Coding region: 1-3117 (1038 amino acids)
Cellular component (GO): cytosol; nucleus
Molecular function (GO): protein phosphatase binding; protein phosphatase regulator activity
Source: RefSeq, a predicted model, not a curated record
AUGUCGGGAUCUUUUUGGAAGUUUGGACAGGAUUAUUCAAAUGAAUCAUCGAUAUCUAAAAUAUUAGACAGGGCGUUUAUUAAAAUUGAAAAACCAUUAAAAAAAGAAUCAUCUGAUACAUUAGAUGACACCAAUAAUGAUGAAGAAAAAUUAGAAGCGGAUGAAUCACUUCCUAAUUCGGAAGCUGGCUUCAAAAACUACAAACCAAAUUUAGAAAUAUUAGAUGAAUUGUUAGAUGAUGAAGAACUGUAUACAGAAUUAAUGUGCUCCAAUUUCAAACUACUGAUAUAUAUAAAGUAUCCAGAGGUCUUAUUGCGAUUGUUAGACUAUGUAAAAUUUGAUGAACAUGUGAAAGAUGAAGAAAAUCCUAGUGAUAACGGUGACUCGGAGAGCGAUGAUGAUAAUGAGUCUGACGGAUUUCCUAAAGAAGAAGAAAGUGACGACCGAAAUGAUUCUGAUGGAACAGUAUCCGAAGUAUCAGAAGAUAAUAGUGUGACUUUGCCAGUAGUAAUGGAAGAACAAGUCGAAGUGCAAAGAGCACAUGUAGCUGCGGAGGUUUUAUCUGCUGAAGUAUGGGCUAUUUCCUCGGCUAUUAUGGAACAAGAAGAAUUUUUGGAAAAAUUAUGGUCAAUUAUGGAUCAUUCAGUUCCAUUAUCUAUCGAGACUUCAACUUACUUUAUGAAAAUAAAUGAAAGGCUGUUGGAUAUGGAUAUUACUGGAAUGGUAUCAUUUAUUCUAGGGCAAGAAAAUUUAGUUGAUCGCUUCCUAAACCAUAUAGAUAACCCACCGUUAUUAGAUUUCCUCUUGAAGGUGAUUUCCUCUGAUAAACCCGAUGCUCCUACAGGUGUAAUUGAAUGUGUGAAAUCCCAGAAUUUAAUACCGAGAUUAAUCGAUUGUCUUUCAAAUGAACAUGAUGCUUCCAUACAAACAGCCGCUGCAGACUUCUUAAAGGCAUUUGUUACUAUAAGUGGGAAUUGUAAUAAUGAAAUCGCAUCUGGUAUUGGACCAAACGAACUAACGCGUCAAUUAGUGUCUAGAGAUAUCAUGGAAAAGUUAAUUAACAACAUGUUAGAUGGUGGCACGGCGUUAAGCAACAGUGUAGGUAUUAUUAUCGAACUGAUAAGAAAAAACAACUCAGAUUAUGAUUUUGUUCAAGUUCUUUAUACAACUUUAGAAACACAUCCACCAAGUGAUAAAGAUCCAAUUUAUUUAGGUCCAUUGAUAACAUUAUUUGCAGAAUAUAUGCCUAAAUUUACGAAAUUAUUAAGAGAUACUAAUUCAACUAUGUUAAGAACAUCAUUUGGUAAUAUUGAACCGUUAGGGUUUGAAAGAUUCAAGGUGUGUGAAUUGAUAGCUGAAUUAUUACAUUGUUCCAAUAUGAGUCUUCUCAACGAAUUGAAAGCUGAGUCUAUUAUUAAUGAAAGGGACGCUGAAAGAGUUCGAUUGUUAUCCUUAGCAAAGGAUUCUGAAGGAACGACCCCUGUUAACAAUAAUGAUAUUGAUAUAGAAGAUAUCAGUGUAACAGAAAAAUUAAAUUCCCUCGAUUUGAAAACGGACGACAAUGAUGAAGUUUCUUCCGCUGCCGAUGGAUCAGUGACUAAAGUGGCUUCAGAGGAAGGUGAUACCGAUGUUGAGGUACUAGAAGGAGAUGUUAUUGAUGAUUCAGAAGAGCUGGAAAAACAAAUACGUGACUAUCCAACUCCUGGGGACUUGUUAAAGAUGUCUCUAUAUGAUACAAAGAUUGUUACAGAUAUACUGAACAUGUUCUUCAGUUUUCCCUGGAAUAACUUUCUUCAUAAUGUUGUUUUCGAUAUUAUCCAGCAAAUAUUUAAUGGCCCCUUGAAGACAGGUUAUAAUGUAUUUCUUUUAAAAGAUUUAUUAGUAAACAUCAAAAUUAGCAAACUGAUAAUAGAAGGUGAUAAAAAAAGCUCACUUUAUGAAGAGAAGACCGAUUUUAGGCUAGGUUAUAUGGGUCAUUUGACGUUGAUCGGUGAAGAAAUAUUGAAAUUGGCAGCAUAUAUUGAAGAAACAAAGAUAUCUUUCAGCAAUACUGAUAUAAUGGAUGCAUUAAACAACACAGAAUGGAUAAACUAUGCAGAUACGACACUUGCAGACACUCGAGAAAAAUAUGAAACUCCUUUAGGGGAAUGCGUUGAUGAAAUUCUUGGCUUUGAAAAUCAAGAAGGAGAGGAUGGUACAUCAUUUGACUCAGUAGAGAUAUCACCGGAAUUAUUAGGUAAUGAUGUUGAAGAAUACUAUACGGAGAAUAAUGGAGAUGACGAGGAUUAUAAUAUCGAAUUUAACAAUUCUUCUAUGUUAAAUAGUUUCCAUCAAUCGUCUGAAUUUGGUGACGAUGACGAUGAAGACGAUGAACGAGAAGUAGUUGGUUAUGAUGAUGAAGAUCCAGGGAAUUAUGACCCUUAUAAUGAUGAUACCGGUACUCGAUACUAUGAGUAUACUGAUCCUGAUGGAACUACAACAAAAUUAAAUUUUUCAUUAAACAAUAUAGAACAUGAACCUUCUGAUUUUACCAAGAUGAAACCAUACGGGACAAAAUUAGAUGAUCAUGCUAAUAAGAAAGAUAAGAGGGAUAAGAGUGGUCAAUCUGUAGCCAAACCAUUUUCCUGGAAAAACAUACGAACUCAAGCGGUUCCUGCGGAACCAGAAAUACAUGAUGAAGACAUAUUUCAACAUCAAUUUGAGCAUGACUGCUUAAAUGAUGAUGAUAACGAUGCUUAUCUAGAUCCUAAUGAUGAUGGUCAAUCGUACUCUAAGUUGAAUAAUCCGUUAUAUAGUGAUAUGAUGGAUCUUCAUUCAUUGCAACGAACUAAGGGCCUAUAUUAUUCCAGAUCACUACCGCUAGAUGACAGCGAACCAGAGGAAGAAACUAUUGAUGAAGAAGAAGCAGAAGAGGAUAACUUCAGUGAUGACAGUGAUUUUGGAUUAGAAGACGACCUAGGAAACGACAUUUAUGGUAAUGGCAAAGACGAUGGGAACGAUAUAUAUUCAUUAUGCCGGACGACAAGUAAAGACAAUCUCUCAUGGGACGAAGAUGAACAAGAAAGGCUGGAAGGUAUGGUUAACUAUACCAAUCGAUGGAAAGAUCAUAGCAAUUAA